AUGUCAAAACAAGAAAACGUUCAGGCCUCACCCUCUCUACACCCUGGACUCAAUUUACGACUCCACGGUUUCCCAAGGGGUUUAGAGAACGUAUACGAAUAUGAACCCGGCGGCCACCAUCCAGUCCACCUGGGCGAUCGAUUUGGAGAGCAGAGAAAAUAUAAAGUCAUUCAUAAACUCGGCAGUGGAGGCACCGCAAAUGUUUGGCUGUGUCGUCAGAUUCUGGGCCCAAUUCCUACAUAUGUGGCGCUCAAAAUCAUCAUGGCUGAGUACUCUGACGAUAACUGCCAUGAACUAAAGGUCAAUAAGGUGGCCCAGUUAAAGAUUGAUAAUGAUUCAAUAUGCCUGCCACUGGAUCAGUUCAAAAUUACGGGUCCAAAUGGAGAGCACUGGUGUUUUGUCUACCCUCUUGCUGGGCCAGCAGUUUCUGCUAUUGAGCAUGUAUUUACAGAUCAUGAUAGGACACUGCGGAGGAUUGCUUUUCAAACUGUUAAGGCCUUGACUGCAUUACAUGAUCAUGGCAUCUGUCAUGGAGAUAUGACACCAAAAAAUGUACUUCUCCGGGUAACUGGUCUUAACAGCCUCUCUGAAGAAGAAGUGCUUAAGAUAUUAGGCACACCAAAGACAUUUAAAGUCACUACUAAGUCCGGAGAGACACCACCAGAAACAGCACCGAAAUACCUUGUUGUUCCUAUCAAGUUCCGGAAUAUAGACCUUCAGUUUUUAAGCGAUAAGAUAUACAUCAUUGAUUUUGGCGAAUCUUUCAAUAUAUCAGAAUCAGAUCCACCAGGUGAAGGGAAAAAACCCAGCCCUGGAAGUGACCUAUGGGCGCUUGCAUGCACACUAUUCAGCAUUCGAACUGGAAGGAAGCUAUUUAACAUGUUCGACGAUGACCCUGAUGAAUAUCUUUAUCUGAUGGUUAUAUUCUUUGGAAUUCUGCCAGAGCCAUGGUGGUCAACGAGCUGGGAAUUCCGCCGGAAGUGUUUCAAAGAUGAGCCGGAUUCUGAAGGGCGUGCGAUAGAAUUAGACCCCAACUCAAACAAGCCCGAGGGGGUUGAAGCUCGAAUUGAAACGGGAUUCAGGUAUGAGGCUUGGCCGACUCCGGGCAAACUUGAAUAUGUGAAACGGGAGAUCUCGCCAGAGGAAGUGAAGCUCUUUAGUGAUCUUUUGAGGCGGUUAUUCCGGUUUAAACAAGAGGAACGGUUAUCGGCAAAGGAGGUACAGGGGCAUAAAUGGUUCAGCCUGGGUACAUAG
Aspergillus wentii DTO 134E9 is the source of this 1254-nucleotide messenger RNA. RefSeq lists its product as uncharacterized. NCBI's taxonomy places the organism in Eukaryota, Fungi, Ascomycota, Eurotiomycetes, Eurotiales, Aspergillaceae. The record is from RefSeq and is a predicted model, not a curated record. The transcript is spliced from 3 exons. Gene Ontology annotation, biological process: protein phosphorylation; regulation of mRNA processing; spliceosomal complex assembly. Gene Ontology annotation, molecular function: ATP binding; protein kinase activity. The coding region runs from base 1 to 1254 and encodes 417 amino acids.